Sturnus vulgaris (Common starling) is the source of this 305-nucleotide messenger RNA. RefSeq names its product ubiquinol-cytochrome c reductase complex assembly factor 6 (gene UQCC6). The record is from RefSeq and is a predicted model, not a curated record. Gene Ontology annotation, biological process: mitochondrial respiratory chain complex III assembly. NCBI's taxonomy places the organism in Eukaryota, Metazoa, Chordata, Aves, Passeriformes, Sturnidae. Gene Ontology annotation, cellular component: mitochondrion.
GCCAUGCCCGCUGGCGUCCCCUGGCCCUUCUACCUGCGGGCGCUGGCGGCCAGCAUGCUGGCCAUGUUCGCGGGGUCCGAGGUCGUGCACAGGUACUACAGGCCUGACCUUAGCAUACCUGAAAUACCUCCUAAGCCUGGAGAACUGAGAACAGAACUGUUGGGUCUAAAAGAAGGAUCAAGCGAAGUUCAGACUUCACAACAGUGACUAAAGUUUAUUUUCAUUGUGAAAACUAGAACUGAUAAAAUAUUUAUCCAACUCUUUAAGUUGCAGAAAUACAUAUGUGAAAUACUGUACUCCUGUAA